AGACUCAUCAAUGAUGAUAUUUUUUUGUGGUCCACAUAAAUGGAUAACUUAUCUGAGGAUCAUAAUUCAUAAGGAUGACUGUAAACUAAUCUAGUCCAAACAACUUACUCGACAAGUUAAGGACAUUCUUAAUCUUGAUUCAACAAUGCAUCAAUGAAGUUCACAAUGUAUUUCAACAAGUAGAUAUGAUAUCUUUUUGAAUUAUAUCAGCAAGCAGCAAAAUGAACUAGAGAAAUAUGAGGAAGAAAAAAGAAAUUAGAAAAGUCAAAGAAAGAACAGAAACAAAAUGCAAAUUGAUUUCACAUUUCAACAAGAAAAUUAAAGAUUGUCUCUUUCAACAAAUUUUCCUACAAGUAAGCCAAACAUGUAUCAUUAACAUUCCAUCUGUAGCUGCAAUAACCUCAAUGAAGCCUGGUGAUGUACUCAAUCAUUCACAGGUACUUGAUUCAGAAGGUGGAAGAUUCAAGUUGGGAUUUUUCUCUAUCCCACAAACAAAUAAAACUUAUCUUGGAAUAUGGUAUGCAGGUGAUCCAGUAGAGAAGAAAUUAUGGAUUGCCAAUCCAAAUACACCUAUAUUGAACAACGCAGGAUUGCUCACAUUAGAUUCUACAGGAGCAUUGAGAAUCACCAGUGGAGGAAAGACAGUUGUGAAUAUUACCACUCCUUUAUUGACAGGAAGUUUAAUAGCUAGGCUUCAAGAUUCAGGAAAUUUUGUGGUUCAGGAUGAGACUCGGAACCGGACUUUAUGGCAAAGCUUCGAUCAUCCUACUAGUUGUCUUUUGCCUGGUAUGAAGCUUGGCUAUAACCUUACCACAAGGCAGAAUUGGACUCUAACUUCUUGGUUGGUUAGUAGUACAAUUCCGGCCUCAGGGGCUUUUACUUUAAGUUUGGAGGCAAUUCAAGAUGCAUUUCAGUUGGUUGUUAGUCGAAGGGGCGAGGUUUAUUGGACUAGUGGGGCUUGGAACAAUCAAGGUUUUCCAUUCUUACCUUUAUUCCAUGAUUCUGCUACUAUUUAUCAGUAUAAUCUCAAUUUGGUAUCCGAUAAAGAUGGGAUGUUCCUCCAAUUUGAUGCAACAGAGGGAAGCUUUCCAAGUCUUGCAUUGAAUUCAGACGGGGAUAUUCUUGGUGGAUACCGGUUUACAUACACCCUUUUUAAAGACUUCUGUUAUGGUUAUGAAAGCGAGGACGGUUGUGUCUCUACUCAGUUGCCUGAGUGUCGAAAGGAUGGGGAUAAAUUUGAGCAAAAGAGUGGAGACUUUAUACAUGCAACUAGUAUUACUACUGAGUUUUAUGACAAUGCAAGCAUUAGUAUUGUUGAUUGUAUGCAGAAGUGCUGGGAGAACUGCAGUUGUGUUGGGUUCACCACCGCCAGUGGCAAUGGGACAGGCUGCCGUAUUUGGAAUGGAAAUGGAGAUUUUCGAGUCUAUGAGAGUGGUAAUGCAAUGCAAAGAUAUGUUCUAGUUUCACCAAAAUCAUCUAAAGGAAAAACUUGGAUAUGGAUAGUAAUUAGUGUAACUAUUUUUAUCGCGUUGCUAGUAUCUGGUUUCAUCUGCUACAUUAUAAUGAGAAGACGCGAACUACAAGAUGAGAAAAGAAAGGAGGAAGCAUAUAUACGCGAGUUGACAGCAGUAGACAGCUUCAACACCGCAAAUCUGAAAGAAGAAGAUGGAAGGGAAGUACAAGAUUUGAAGAUAUUUAGCUUUGGAUUCAUAUUGGAAGCCACAAACAACUUCUCAAGUGAAAAGAUGCUCGGAGAGGGUGGUUUUGGGCCUGUUUAUAAGGGAAAAUUUCCAGAUGGACGAGAGGUGGCAGUCAAGAGACUUUCAAGAACCUCGGGACAAGGGCUUGUGGAGUUCAAAAAUGAACUCAUACUAAUUGCCAAAGUUCAGCAUACAAAUCUAGUUCGAGUUCUAGGAUGUUGUAUUCACGGAGAUGAGAGAAUGUUGAUAUAUGAGUACAUGCCUAACAAGAGCUUGAACUUCUUCCUCUUUGAUCCUGCAAGAAAGGAGCUACUGGAUUGGCAGAAGCGAUUUGCAAUUAUCGAAGGAAUUGCUCAAGGAUUGCUCUAUCUUCACAAAUACUCAAGAAUGAGAGUGAUACAUAGAGAUCUAAAAGCCAGUAAUGUGCUUUUGGAUGAAAACAUGAAUCCUAAGAUAGCUGAUUUUGGUCUGGCAAGAAUUUUCAAACAGAAUGAGACGGAGGCAGUGACUGGCAGGGUUGUUGGAACAUAUGGUUACAUGGCUCCUGAGUUCGCCAUGGAAGGAACUUUCUCAAUCAAGUCUGACGUCUUCAGCUUUGGAGUCAUAAUACUGGAAAUUGUGAGUGGUAGGAGAAAUACUAGCUUACAACAAAUUGAUCGUCCACUUAACUUAAUAGGUUAUGCAUGGGAACUAUGGAAAGAAGGGCGUGCACUAGAACUGAAGGAUCCAGCUCUUGAGGAUCUUUGUGACACUGAACAAUUAUUAAGAGUUAUUCAUGUCGGACUAUUAUGUGUACAAGAAGGUGCAGCAGAUAGGCCAACAAUGUCUGAUGUUAUCUCAAUGCUUGGUAAUAGAAGUAUGUCGCUGCCAAUUGCAAAACAACCUGCAUUUUUCACAGGAAGAGAUGAAGCUGAAUCAUAUUCGUCCACAAUCAAUACAAAAGAGUGUUCGGUUAAUGAUUGUUCCAUCACUGCCGUUGAAGCAAGAUAACAUUAGAGAUGUUCCAUCACUUCUUAUUAGGCUUUUUUCUC
This is a messenger RNA of Solanum stenotomum, 2731 nucleotides long. RefSeq names its product cysteine-rich receptor-like protein kinase 44. The coding region runs from base 237 to 2690 and encodes 817 amino acids. Gene Ontology annotation, molecular function: protein serine/threonine kinase activity; ATP binding. The transcript has 9 exons. The record is from RefSeq and is a predicted model, not a curated record. Lineage: Eukaryota; Viridiplantae; Streptophyta; Magnoliopsida; Solanales; Solanaceae. Gene Ontology annotation, biological process: protein phosphorylation.